Penicillium maclennaniae is the source of this 4188-nucleotide messenger RNA. RefSeq lists its product as uncharacterized. The transcript has 16 exons. Bases 1 to 4188 code for a protein of 1395 amino acids. NCBI's taxonomy places the organism in Eukaryota, Fungi, Ascomycota, Eurotiomycetes, Eurotiales, Aspergillaceae. The record is from RefSeq and is a predicted model, not a curated record. Gene Ontology annotation, molecular function: zinc ion binding; DNA-binding transcription factor activity, RNA polymerase II-specific; succinate-semialdehyde dehydrogenase (NAD+) activity. Gene Ontology annotation, biological process: regulation of DNA-templated transcription; DNA-templated transcription.
AUGUCUGGAUACGAAUUCCCUCCACAGGCAGUGUCCUGGCUGCAGCGGGACGUUCUAUUGUUUGCGAACAGCAUCGGUGCCACCGCUGAUGAACUCCAAUUUCUCUACGAACUUGAUCCCCGGUUCACGGUGUUCCCUACGUACCCUCUGAUAUUGCCAUUCAAGCUCACGGACCAGGAGGUCAUUGAGUUCUAUGGUCGCAAUGCAAGAAAUAACAUCCCUGGAGCCCCGGACAUAGACCUUCGCUAUGCGGUUGACGGACAGCGACAACUUACGAUCCACAAGCCUCUUCCCACAUCAAGUACUGGCAGUAAAUUUGAGCUGAGGAACAAAGUAAUCGGCAUAUACGACAAGGGCAACUCUGGGAGCUCCUUCGAGACAGAACAGCAGAUCGUCGACGCCGGGACAGGAGAGGUGUAUGCGACAACGCGAACCAUGAAUUUCGUCCCGGGGCAGGGAAAUUGGGGAGGUCCAAGAGGCCCCAAAUCGCCUAGCUACUCUCCUCCCGAUCGCACACCUGAUGCAACCCACGUGGUUCAAACAACGGACAACACAGUUUUUCUCUACCGACUCAACGGGGACUACAACCCGCUUCAUGCCGUUCCGGAAGUAGCAGUGAAGAGUGGAUUCGGAGGUGUCAUCAUUCACGGCCUUUAUACAUACAGCUCCACAUGCCAUGGACUCUUGCGUAAAAUGUGCAAUGGAGAUGCGAACCGACUCAAAGUCUAUCAGGCAAGAUUCGUGUCCCCAGUUCGGCCAGGUGAUAGGUUGAUCACAGACAUGUGGUCCAUGGGGAUGGUGGAUGGAUUGGAGGAGUACCGUACAUACAUGUGUAGCACUUCCACCGAGUUCACAGCCAUGUUGCUGACCCAAAUUGCUGAAGAAGCGGUUCGAUCCUAUGAAGAUAUUAUUCCUUCUUCGUACAUAAAUGCGACUGCCUUGACCAUGAAGGAGCCUAUUGGCGUAUGUGGCAUUAUUACACCUUGGAAUUCUCCCGCCGCUAUGAUCACCCGCAAGAUUGCCCCUGCAUUUGCGAAGUUAAGCUUUACUGGUUCGACGAAUGUCGGAAACUUGCUCACAAAGCUCGCCGCCGGAACAAUGAAACGAGUGAGCAUAGAGCUCGGUGGUAAUGCGCCGUUUAUUGUUUUCGAGGAUGCCAAUCUUGACAAAGCUGUCGAGGGAGCCUUGAUCUGUAAGUUCCGCUCCUCGGGUCAAACGUGUGUCUGUGCGAACCGCCUGUUUGUCCACAAAGAUGUUCUAGAGGAAUUUACUCAAAGAAUGAUCAAGCGAGUGCAGGCGUUCCAGUUAGGGCGUGGAGUUGACCCCGGGCCUACAAUUAUCACUGGAGCCAAUAGCGACAUGCUCCUCGCCACAGAUGAAACUUUUGGACCACUGGCUGCCAUAUUUUCUUUUUCAGAUGAGGAAGAAGUUAUUGCAUUAGCGAACGACACUGAAUUUGGCCUGGCUGGGUACUUAUUUAGCGAGAAUAUCAACCGCGUCCUGCGCGUUGCAAAGCGACUGGAAUGCGGGAUGGUCGGAGCCAAUACUGGGCUGAUCAGUGCAGCAGAAUCUCCAUUUAGAGGCGUUAAAGAGAGUGGUGUUGGGCGAGAGGGGAGUAAAUACGGGCUCAGCGAGUACCAGACCGUCAGAGCAGUAACGAUUGGGGGGUUAAUGAAGGGUCACUCUGUGUUGUUGAGCGAUGUGGCGGACGUAGCCGAGUUUGAAUGCAAAGAAUCGUCGGAGAUUUUUAAGGUUCCACCUGCUUGUCCUCGAGACUACGAAAUUGACGUCAGUGUGAUUGGCGGGGUACUCACUCAAUUUCCUGUGUGUUCUUAUUUAUGGUGUUCGGCUCUAUUCCGCGGCUACGCGGAAGAACAUGAGUCGCGACGCAAGAAUUAUGUUAGUGCCUCGGCCCCUCAGCUGGGGUCAGCAGUGACCCCACACUUUCCCCAGGUAAUCUCGCGAUCUACUUACCAUUGUGCCGGUUCAACGUCUUUCAUUGUGGCGAAGAAUUUUUCACAACUGUUGUUGAUGGCUGGAGAAACUCCCCAGAACCGGUCAAGAAUGGAACCGAGACCACGAGUAAUGAAACAUGUCUCGCGUGCGUGCUAUGGGUGUCGAAAGCGAAAAACCAAGUGUGACGGUGCGAAACCACAAUGCGCCAACUGUGCGCUCUACAAACAGGACUGCAUAUUCUCCCAAGAGAUUGACCGGCGGAAAGUGGCAUCGAAAGAAAAUCUAUCAACAAUGCUAGCCUAUGUGAAGGAUCUGGAAUCGUUGCUGUCACGUCAUAAAAUUGACCUCCCUGAUAGCCGACCCAACCACCUCUUGUCUUCGGUCUCCCCAUCCACUUCUCCCACCGGUCUUUCACAAGGAACUUUUGAUGCGCUAGGCCAGAACACGAGCGCUUUUCCAGGGCCUUCAGUUGGGGAGCAAAUGGCCACCGCAUCAACUGAAAGUUCCCCGGAUGCUCAAGAUCUCCUCUCAAUCUCAGGUGAAUCCUCGUACGAAACGAGCCUGAUAUCAGAUCGGAUGGGGUCAUUACAGAUUGCAGAAGAUGGCCAGCUGCGAUUUUUCGGACCAACAUCAAACCUUCAUAUUUCGCAUGUUGGACCGUUUCCACUGUUUAACUCGAACAUUCGGUCUGUUUACCGGAACGAGGCUCUCAUUCUCAAAGCCGCUGGUGUCGAUCAUCAUGUAGAUGAAGAGCUCGAGGAUCAUCUUACGAGACUUUACUUCACCUGGGAGAAUCCGAAUAUUCCAAUAGUGGAUGAAGCUACAUACUAUCGAGAGAAAACCCGCUAUAGAAAACUCAAUCAAUUUAGCCACCGAUACUCCGAAGUUCUGACCAACGCAAUCUGUGCUGUCGGUGCGGCUCUGACGCCUCGCUACUGCCCUAAGCUCCCAGAUUCCCUCGUUGACUUCUUUGCGACAAGGUCCAAAGCCCUCCUGGAAGUUGAGAUGGAUUCGCCGACUUUGAGUACCGUACAGUCCCUUGGAAUCCUCAGUGGUGUAGAGGCUCUCCUCACAAGGGACGCCCGUGGCUGGCUCUAUAGCGGUAUGGCCAUGCGGCUUGCAACAGACCUCGGUCUCCAUAUCGAUGCUGCGCCAUUCGCCGAACGAGGUCUUAUUGACCUGGAGGAAGUCCGAUUGCGGAGUUACAUAUUUUGGGAUAUCACAGUACAACACCCAGAUCAGGUUCGCUACCGCCAAAAUGUGAACAGUAAAUGGACCCUGUAUACCGAUGAAAACCAACCAACCCCCACUUGGGAAUCCCCAGCAUAUUUUGAUGAAGUUGCGCAAGCCACAGUUGCGUUGUGCACCAUAAUGGCGUCCAUACGGAAAGUUCUAUACAGCACUCCAAGAACGAAAACGCCUGUUAUUGAUAAGCUCUAUGCUUUCGCCGUUAAAGCUAGAACCGAGCUUAAGCUCUGGCGAUCACAAUUGCCAGACGCCCUUGUGGUCAAUUUGAUGGACCUUGAACGCAUGCAUCCCCCUCAUGUCCUACAGCUACAUAUGCAAUUCUAUGCUGUUAUGAUCAUCGUUGAUCAACCUUUCGCAUUUCUCCCAGCUGGCCUGAAUGGUCUGACAGCUCAAGACAUACGAAAUAGCCGCGAGUCCUGCCAUGAUGCAGCAUGGUCAAUUACACAACUUAUUCAGGUCUUUCGUCGGCAUUUCACGCUUCGUCGCAUUAAUAUCCAAGCUGUCCACCUCGUAUUCACGGCAAUGCUCGUCCAUGUCCACAACGCCUUCCUUUCGGUGGACUACCAGAUCCGGGAUAUAGCGCGCAGACAGCUCGAGAUCUGUUCGCAAGCACUGGGAGAAAUUGGUCAAGCCUACAAGAAUGCACUUCGAGCUUUAGAAGUUAUCACUUCUAUCAAGUCUGAUCUCCUCCACCGCGAGAGCAAAGCAAGGACCAGUGGCUCCAGUAUAGCCGGUCAGUCGUUCAGUAUGAAUUCCUUGCUAGCACUGGGUCAACUCCCAUCAGGGUUGUCUAUCGGAGAUGCCGGGCCGUCUCAAUUGUGGUCGGGUGAAUGUUCGAACGACGGAUUGUUGAAUGGGGUUGAUCUUUCCACGGGAAUGAAUGUAGAACAGUCAGCCUCUCUCACUGGCCAAAUAUUCUUUUCUGACCAACAAUGGCCGUGGGCACCCUUCACUGAACCAUACGGUGAUUCAACUACUGGAUAG